AUGAAAGGAUUUCUUUCGAAACUCAAUCUCCGCGGACGAAAGCAGAACGACGACGAUGCGGCAGACGAGAACAACACCAACAACACCAACAGACAAAAGAGGAAGCAACGAAAAACUGCACAAAAAAUCCGCGAGAAACAAGCGCACGCGAUAGAACGAAGCGCGAACAGCGUGCGAGCGAUAUCAGGUUUGGCGAGUGGGAGCAUGCGUUUACUCCCGAAUAAAAACGGCAAGAAACCAAUCAGCACGAAAACGAACGUGCAAGGUAUGGUUGUCGGGUUAGCCGCGCUCGGGGUGGCGCGGAGUAUGGCGGAGCGUUCAGUCGUCGCGAAGAAGAAGAAGAAGAGGAAAGAAGGAGUGAGUAGCGAAGAAGAAGAAGAGGAAGAAGAUGAAGAAGAAGAGAAAAGAGCGAGGCGCACAACAAACGGGACGACGGUAAAGUUCGCGGCGAUGAUGGCGACGUUUAUAGUCAAACCAGUCACCUUCACCGGCGCGUUCGUGUUGCGAGAGGUGUAUCGAAGCGCGUUGGCGUUGUUAGGGGAGACGAAUAAGGACGAUGGGUCUUCUUCUUCUUUGAAGAAUAGCGGCGGCGAGUCCGUGUUAAUGACGCCCUCGUUGACUCCAAAAACACCCAGGAGUAGUCGACAGAGCGUGAAUUCGAGUCACGACGACGACGAGGAUGAGGAUGUAGGAAAGAGUGCGAGCGACGCUACAAAAGGUGAUACCAAUAAAUGUUGCUCCAACUGCGGCGUGAAAAUAGCCAACGCGUUGCGAUGCGCGAGGUGUCGACAAACGUGCUACUGCUCCCAAGAGUGUCAAAAGAGCGAGUGGAACGAGCACAAGAAAACGUGCGUUCCAUCGCCCGAGUUGUUGGAAAACACUCGACGAGCGAACGAGGAAGUGCGCGAAGCGACUGUGAACUGGGACGGCACGUUCCAAGCGUCGACGAGUUUGUUCCAAGCGGUGAAACAUUUGACGAAAUUCGCGAAAAGAUGUGGCGAUGCGAAAAGUAGCGGCGACGCGUUGUGGAUUUCGCUCAUAUUGUUUGCGAACGAAAUCGAUUCAUAUGGAGAAAUUAAACGGGAAGAUGGGUGGCGAGACGUUACGUUCGAUCAGCAUUUGGAGACGUGCGAAGCGGCGGCGAGAAUUGUCAUGCGCUCGGAAUUUUUAGAAGGCAGUAGUAACGAAGGUGAUAGUAAUAGCGAUUCCGAAGAAGCCAGAAAGGCAAAGAAAGCGCGCGCGCGAGCGUUGGCGCGUUUAGCUUUGGGUACGUGCGCGCUUCGCGGCGCCAAGAGGAGCACGAAAAUCGCUUUGGAAAAUUUUUACGACGCUCGCGAAGACGCCGUGAGAUGUAAGUGUCCGUUCUUAGCCGCGGAGGCGUGUCGACGGAUAUGUUCCGCGCACUUGCACACGGGGAACUUUUCGUCGGCGUCGAUUGCAAUUCAGCAAGCCGUCGAGUUUGCAAAGCUAGUCGCAGAGAAGCAGAAGAAGGAGAAUGCUACCAACGAAACGACGACGAUGUAUUACUACUAUCGUUUGUUUCACGCGGAUAUUCACGAAAGUCUCGAAGUGUGCGUUUGGCUCGAGCACUUAAAGUCGUCGCGAGAAUAUUUCGGUAAAAACAAUACCACGCCUCGCGAACCGAGCGAGCGCGCGCAUUUCUUAGCAAAAGAUGAUUCCUACCUCGAAAAGAAGAGAGCGUCUAAUUUGAAAACCGUCGCCAUCGGGGAAGCGUUGCUGAAACGCGAGGAGUUAGAAAACGGCGACAACGAGAAGAGCGAGCGCGUCAAGCAAACGGUCUAUUUUAUUCUCGCAGAGACGUAUCACGAACUCAACGAGACGAAGAAGUGCGAAGCGUGCGUGCAAAAAAUCCAUGGAGGAGCAGGAAAUGCUUUCAAAUGUGCCUAUUGCGACGAGCGCGUCGUUCUCUCAAUCGGAGAAGAGAUGGAUGAAGGUCAAGGGACUUCUGUUUUACCUUGGCAAAUGGAAUAUCGCACGUGCAUAAAUCCUCGCUCGCCGCAUAUUUUCCACACCAAGUGCGCGCACGGAUUGAAAGCGCCGCAUCGGAAGAAACACGAAGCAUGCGCGUGUUGCCAACUUUGCCGCGACAUGACGCAACUCACGCAAACACCCACGAAAAGGUACGCGCGUGAUAAUCUACAGACCACAUUGUUCGGCAUCGCUUCGUUUCUUUCUCUUUCUUUCUCUCUUUCUCUCUUCCCGUCUCCCUUUGACGAUUGGACUAUAUAUACAUUCGCUGACCUCGCGUUAUUUUGUUUGUAUUCUAUUUAUAGCAGCGCCUCCCGAACCGGUUCUUCAGCGUCUUUGGAACUCCGCAACGGCCGUCUCGUCGCCAUCGCGCACCACAUACCAAAGACAGGAUACAAGGCGAUAAAUUCGUACGGGCACAAACCGCGUUUCGUUUCGGAAACGACAUCAAAAACCGCGCAAAAAGCGUGUUUUGCCGCACCCGCGAAGAAAACGACGUCCAAGCCGCUUCAAAAAUACCACCCAUGGGCGGCGCGCAAUCGCCCAAAACAGUUCACCGAAAACGUCGUCGGUCGUCGUUUCGGGUUCACCUCCAUGAGCGCAUCGAGUAAAGAAACCUACCGAGGCUCCAGUCAGGUCUGUUUAGGCGACAAGAGUAUCAAAAACACCUUCCAAACGACCAAUCGAGCGAGAAAAGCUUAG
Messenger RNA from Bathycoccus prasinos, 2691 nucleotides. RefSeq lists its product with no specific name. The transcript has 3 exons. The coding region runs from base 1 to 2691 and encodes 896 amino acids. The record is from RefSeq and is a predicted model, not a curated record. Lineage: Eukaryota; Viridiplantae; Chlorophyta; Mamiellophyceae; Mamiellales; Bathycoccaceae.